Molecule: messenger RNA, 741 nt
Organism: Coprinopsis cinerea okayama7#130
Lineage: Eukaryota; Fungi; Basidiomycota; Agaricomycetes; Agaricales; Psathyrellaceae
Exons: 10
Coding region: 1-741 (246 amino acids)
Source: RefSeq, a predicted model, not a curated record
AUGGCUGCGAUAAUUGAAAAUAUCGACCCUAUCCUCCUGAGCGGGCCUCUUUACAUUGGAGUCCUAAUUGCGCAUUUGCUCUUUGGGGCUUAUAUUGUUCAACUCUUCUGUUAUGUAUACGAGAUCCGACGCACCACCCCCAGGACAUUGACUGCUAUUGUCGGAUUAAUCACCAUCGUUGAAACGGUCAGCAUAUGUUUGAUUACGGAAACAGGGUGGAAAUGCCUUGUCGCCAGUAGCUCUGCCCCGGACCUCAACCAGCUUGCUACCUACACCCCGGGUAUGGCGGCGUAUCCUGCCCUGAACGGUGUCGUGGCGUGUACAGUCCAGCUUUAUUUUUCUCAUCGCAUCUGGACGCUAUCAAAGCUGAGCGCGCAAGCAUACAUUGCACUCGUAAUAGCAUUGGUCGCAUGCAUAGGUCUAGGUUCGACCAUCAUCGUGUCCACCUUUUUUGGUCGCAUAGAUCAACAAGUCCUCGGUAUGCCCGACGAGAAAGGCCUGACGAGCAGCGUCAGUGUCGCCCUCUCCGCACAUCUCACCGCGGAUUUCCUUAUCACUGUUGCCAUGGUUCGCAUUCUGAGAGGGUACAAAGAUCGGACCGUCUUGCCAGCUGCAAAGAAGCUUUUGACAUCGUUCACGGUCAACACCAUUGAAAAUGGGAUGGUUACGACUAUAUGUGCAGCAACCAAUUUGGCCCUCUUUUUCGCUCGCCCCCACGACGCCUUGCACGUGGUCUUGUGA